Molecule: messenger RNA, 1221 nt
Organism: Mycena indigotica
Lineage: Eukaryota; Fungi; Basidiomycota; Agaricomycetes; Agaricales; Mycenaceae
Exons: 5
Coding region: 19-1221 (400 amino acids)
Biological process (GO): ribosomal large subunit biogenesis; ribosomal small subunit biogenesis
Cellular component (GO): nucleolus
Molecular function (GO): RNA binding; DNA binding
Source: RefSeq, a predicted model, not a curated record
AUUUUACCCUUGACGGUCAUGGCGACUUCGAGCGCGUUACAAGCGUCCCUUGAAGCACACAACGACACCUUCGAGUCUCUGCUGCGGCUUAUUCCGGCGAAGUAUUACAUCCAGCAAGAGCUCUCCGAAGAACAGGCAGCCUCCAAAUACCAAAAGCACAGCAAAAAGCAGAAGGCGCCUAAACAAGCCGUGAAGGAGGCGUCUAAAAAAGCGCGGCGCGAAAAGCUUGACCCGGAAAACCACAAGACAGUUGUUGAUUUACUCGACGCUUCUGAAACGGUGCACAGUAGCUCGAAGAAGGGCAAAGGGAAGCGGAAAGCAACAACACCAUCCUCCGACGAUGACUCCGACUCUCCAGCGCUCGCGAUGGACGUUGACAUUGACCUAGGCGACGAACAGUCUGAUGAUGAUGAAAUGGAGGAAGACAUUGUGCCCAUGCCUCAGUCAGGAGGUAUUGGUGAGCUGCGCGAUAAGCUCCACGCGAGAAUGGCAGCACUUAGACGAGGCGGGGCUGGGCACGGAGACAGAGAUGCAUUAUUAAAUGAGCGGAGACUGCAACGUGCGGCAAUGCGAGAACGGAGGCGGAAGGAAACUAAGGAGAAAAUCCGCAGAGAAGAAGAAGCAAAGGGAAAAGGGAAAAAAGACAAGGAGAAGGAGAAAGCAGUUCAGAGAGACAAGGGGAACACAGCCAAGACACAACUCUUGGUGCCGGAUACUAACGGUCGCAAUAAGCCGCCAUCGUCUGCCCCAGGCGUUGCUACCGUCGCGUUUUCCUCUAUAGCGGGCGCUAGCUCCUCAAAGCAAUCACAGAAGCUGAAAACCAAUUCAAACCCCACCCACGCCCUGGCCCAAAUCGCGUCUCGCAAAGAGAAACUGUCCUCAUUACCAGAAGACAAACGAAAAGCCAUAGAGGAUCGGGAAAAAUGGGACAAGGCUGCUGCUCGAUUAGAAGGUGUCAAAGUCAGGGACGACGAGGGACGAUUAAAAAAGGCGGUCAAGCGGAAGGAGAAGGAAAAGGCAAAAAGCAAGACAGAUUGGGAUCAACGCAAAAAGGAUGUCGCUGCCUCCAUGGCCGCAAAACAGAAAAAGCGGACGGACAAUAUCGCUAUGCGCAACGAGAAACGCAAAGGUGGCCCGUCGAAGGGGAAGAGCGGGAAAUCCCGACCCGGUUUCGAGGGCAAGGCAUUUGGGAAGGGCAACAAAGGAAAGAAGCACAAGUAG